Messenger RNA from Tilletiaria anomala UBC 951, 1699 nucleotides. Its product is annotated as DHH phosphoesterase. The coding region runs from base 134 to 1591 and encodes 485 amino acids. Gene Ontology annotation, molecular function: exopolyphosphatase activity. Gene Ontology annotation, cellular component: cytoplasm. NCBI's taxonomy places the organism in Eukaryota, Fungi, Basidiomycota, Exobasidiomycetes, Georgefischeriales, Tilletiariaceae. The record is from RefSeq and is a predicted model, not a curated record. The transcript is spliced from 2 exons.
CCCUCUCUCUCCCUCUAGCGUGUAAACAUCACCCACAUCCACAAACAACUCUCUGCUGCUUUUUUCAAGCACGGCGGUGAUGCCGAUGGUCUCAAACUGCUCGUGCACAUAGAGCUCCACCCUCCAACCAGACAUGCGAGGCUCGAUUGGCGGGCUCAUCUGCGUCGGCCUCGCCUGCAACGCCGCCCUCGUCGCGGCGGCGACCGAGCCUGCCUUCGUCGAUCAAGCUGCCCACCAGCAGCUCGCGUUUCAAGUGUCCUCGUCCUCGUCGCCAUCUUCAAAGGUCUAUACAGAAGACUACUGGGCGGCGGAAGAGGGGGUCGGACAUUUUUCAGAAUGGAGCAAGGCGCAGAAACGCCGAUUCAUCGAUGUCGUUCGCAGCGGCGACGAUGCUGCCAUUGCUAACUGGACCGUCGUCAUGGGCAACGAGGGCGGCGAUCUGGACAGCAUGGCCUCUGCACUCGCUUGGUCGUACCAUCUAGACCAUAUUCACACCGAAAACUUUGAUCAUGAUCGCGCCACGACCGUUGCACUGCUACAGACACCAGAGGAUGCGCUCGACCUGCGACCUGAGAACAAGCUUGCAUUGUCCAACUCGAACAUGUCGCCUGGUCACCGCGACUUGCUGACCAUCGAUGAGCUUCCCAUGUCUGCCGAGGAUCUGUCAAAAAAGAUCAAGGGCAUCGUCAUCGUCGACCACCCGCUGCCGUUGAGUGUCUGGAGAGGCGCCAAAGUGCUCAGCAUCUUCGACCACCAUAUCGACCGGGGCGUGGCGCAGGAUGCGACUCCUCGCAUCUUUGAGCGCACCGCGAGUUGUAGCACCAUCGUCGCUCGGACGCUUUUGAAUGAGCGUGAAAAAAUGGGCAAAGGAAAGGAGUACCACGUGCCGCACGAGAUGCUUGAGCUGAUCCUCGCGGCCAUCGCGCUGGACUCGGACGCCCUGUCUACCGCCCGUUCCAUGCCGUCAGACGUUGAGACUGCGUCACGACUGCUGCACCUGUCGCGUUGGAAGGACCAGAAGCUGCAGAAGGUCAUGGCAAGGCUGGACGAGCAGAUGUCGAAGGCAAAGAAGUCGCUUGACGACCUCAGCGUCCGCGACCUGCUGCGUCGCGACUGGAAAGGCGACCUCGUCCAUACGCCAGAGGGCAAGCCGGACAUCCAUCUCGGUUUCGCAUCGAUCCCCAUCUCGCUCGAUGACCAGAUCGAGCGGACGCUGCACCAGCGCAUCACAUCGUGGUUCGAUAUCGAGAGCCAGUGGACAAACGAGAUUGGCGCCGACGUCAGCGUCGCACUCACCUCGUUCAAGGCCCGCGAUCCGGACACGGGCAAGAAGGCCAAGCGGCGCCAGAUCGUCCUGUCUGUGCGCAGCGACAAGAACAUCGAUGAGCAGCAGGCGGACGAACUAUUCGAGGCGAUCAAGAAGACCGUCGAAAGCCAUCCCGUUCUUGAAGUCGACCCAUGGCCUAAAGCGAAUCAGCUGGCCCGCAGACAAAUGGUCUGGGAACACAGUGUCGCUGCAGGCGGCCGCAAGCUCGUCCGCCCGAUCAUCGAGGACGCAGUGGGGCGCUGGGGGCUGUCGGCGCACGACUGAAGAACGUAUUAAGUUCAAGGACAAUGUAACUGUAUUUUUGAACGCCUUGGGUCGCCCAGAGACCUGUAACACAUCAUCAAGACGAGGGGGCGGGUUCACAAAGCGAAU